UGAGGAGCAGCAAACUAGAUUCCUCUGGACGCGAGAAGGAAUCCACAUGUGUGGGAGUCAUCCUCGGGUAUAUAAGGAUCUACUCCUCCUCGGAACCAAACAGACCUAUAAUCGUGUUGCUGAAAGCUCCAGCAUCUAUAAUACCACCAUGAAUUGUCUGCUGCUGGUUGUUAUAGUGGGUGUGAUUACCCUGAUGGAGCCGUCCAGAGUCAUGCCUCAUCCCUACGCCCUGGCCUACCCUGUCCCCAUGGCUGAUCCACAGUAUGGGCAGAGAUUGAGUCGCGAAUACCACCGUGGUAGUCACGAAGGUGGUUAUGGCCAGGGUGGCUUUGGCCAGGGUGGUUUUGGUCAAAGCGGUUUUGGCCAAGGUGGUUUUGGUCAAAGCGGUUUUGGCCAAGGUGGUUUUGGUCAAAGUGGUUUUGGCCAAGGUGGUUUUGGUCAAAGCGGUUUUGGCCGAGGUGGUUUCGGUCAGAGCGGUUUUGGCCAAGGUGGCUUUGGUCAAAGCGGUUUUGGCCAAGGUAGUGGUUCUCACGAGCGUGGUGGUUUCUAUGGUUAAUCUUUGCCUGUGUUCCUUGAGACUCCAAAAAUAUCUAAGACACAUGAUCCUUAUUAGACAAAUAAUCUUUGCAAGUUUAUAUGUGUCAUGUUAUAUACGAAGAGAAGGUAUUUUAAAAUUAAACUUACUGACAUAUGCAUGUUCAAAUUAAUGACGCUUAACACUCAAAAGUAAAGAAGCACUAAAUAAACGGAACUUAUUA
This is a messenger RNA of Cherax quadricarinatus, 758 nucleotides long. RefSeq names its product protein lifeguard 1-like. Lineage: Eukaryota; Metazoa; Arthropoda; Malacostraca; Decapoda; Parastacidae. The record is from RefSeq and is a predicted model, not a curated record.